AUGAAUUGCUGGGCUCUUUCCUUGAGGUGUCGUUUCUUGUUUCAUGCUAUUGAAACAUUAAUCUUAACUUAUUACAGCUUCUUUGUGUUGGUCAGCUCUCAGGGUCAUUUCCCUAGGCUUGAAAAUGUGGGAGCUUUCAAGAACGUGUCAAUCGUGCCAACUGAAGCCACUUGUGGGCUGCCAGACCGAAGUUCUUUCUGUCAUAGCUCAACAGCUGUUGAAAGUAUUAUGUCCUGCAUCCAGAGGUUUUGUGUUCAGGAAUGUCCAUAUAGGUCGUCGCCUUCUUCCUACAAACUGCUUCUUUCAGAAGGCCUUGGUACCUGUAUCACAGAGGACAAAAGGGACUUGUAUCCAGGGUCCUUCAGCAACGCUUCCAGUUUUAUUUUUCAUAAUCACAAGGAUUGCUUCUCUACUCCCCGUUCCCCAAGGCUUGCAGCUUCAUUUACGUUAACUGUAUGGUUGAAACCUGAGCAAGAAGGUGUAAUGUGUGUGAUAGAAAAGGCUAUUGAUGGGCAGACUGUGUUCAAACUCACAAUCUCUGAGAAAGAGACCAUGUUUUAUUAUCGCACAGUAAAUGGUUUGCAGCCACCAAUAAAAGUAAUGACACUGGGGAGAAUUCUUGUGAAGAAAUGGAUUCAUCUUAGUGUGCAGGUGCAUCACAGCAGAAUUAGUUUCUUCUUGAAUGGCUGGGAAGAUGACAACACACCUUUUGAUUCAAGGAUUCUUGUGGGAACAAUUGCAGAUACUGAUGCUGAUGCUACACUGCAAAUUGGACAAAGUGUUACAGGUUUAGAACAAUUUGUGGGAAGAAUGCAAGAUUUCCGAUUUUAUCCAGUAGCACUUACAAACAGAGACAUUUUGGAAGUAUUCUCUGGAAAAUUUCCUCAUCUGCAUACCCAAUCCGAGUGCCGCUGUCCUGGAAGUCAUCCUCGGGUACACCCAUUGAUACAGAGGUACUGCAUCCCUAAUGGUGCGGAGGAUACCACUAACGACAGAGUGCUGAGGUUGGAUGCAGAAGCCCAUCCUCUGUAUUACAUCAAUGAUGAUGACAUUGGGACCACCUGGAUUUCAUCUGUGUUUGCUAAUACUGCAGGUCUGGAUCAUGGUGUUUCUAUCACAAUAGAUUUACAAAAUGGACAGUAUCAGGUAUUCUAUAUUAUACUGCAAUUCUUUAGCCCACACCCCGAAGCAAUAAUAAUUGAAAGGAAAAAAAGAGAUGAUCUAAACUGGGAAGACUGGCAGUAUUUUGCUAAAGAUUGCAGUAUUUUUGGAAUGGAUAACAAUGGAUCUCUGGAAAAACCAGACUCUGUCAACUGUCUCCAGCUUCCAAGCUUUACACCGUAUUCCCGCGGUAACCUAACUUUCAGUGUUCUUACUCCGGAACCAAAUCACCGACCUGGUUACAAUGACUUUUACAAUAGUCCAUCUCUCCAAGAAUUUGUAAAAGCUGCACAAGUGAGGAUUCAUCUCCGUGGCCAGUAUCAUACUAAUGAGUCUUUGGUAAAUUUUAGGCAUAGAUACUAUGGAGUUAAUGAAGUUACAGUCAGCGGAAGGUGUAAUUGUCAUGGCCAUGCUGAUAAUUGUGACACAACUAUGGAACUUUACAGGUGCCUGUGCAUCAAGGAAAGCUAUACAGAAGGAAAUAAUUGUGAUCGCUGUUUGCCGUUGUACAAUGACAAGCCUUUUCGCCCAGGUGACCAAGUUCAUGCCCACAACUGCAAACCUUGUCAGUGUUACAGCCAUGCAGUAAGCUGCCACUAUGACUUAGCAAUGGACCCUUUCCCUCAGGAACACUACAGAGGCAGCGGUGGAGUGUGUGAUAACUGUGAACACAACACAGCCGGAAGGAACUGUGAGCUGUGCAAGGAUUUCCAUUACAGACAAGCAGGUGCAGAUCUUGCAGCCGUCGAUGUUUGCAAACCCUGUGACUGUUAUGCAACAGGCACCAAAAAUAAGAGCCUCCUGUGUGAUAGUAUUGGAGGCCAGUGUAAUUGUAAGAGACAUGUGUCUGGCAGACAAUGCAAUCAGUGCCAGGAAGGAUUCUACAACCUACAACAGUCAAACCCUGAUGGCUGCAGUCCCUGUAACUGUAAUACCUCUGGGACAGUCAAUGGAGAUAUUACCUGUCACCAAAAUUCAGGCCAGUGCAAGUGCAAAGCGAAUGUUAUUGGUCUUAGGUGUGAUAGUUGCAAUUUUGGAUUUAAAGCUCUUGGAUAUUCUAAUGAAGAUGGAUGUGAGCCUUGUUGGUGCAACAGCCACGGCUCAGUGAACCAGUUCUGCAACCCUCUCUCCGGGCAGUGCAACUGUAAAGAACGAGUGAAAGGACUUCACUGUGACACCUGCAUGGACAACUUUUAUGGGCUGGAUAUAACUGGUUGUAAGGCAUGUGAAUGUAGCAUUGAAGGAUCAUAUUCUGGGACUGUGUGCGAUGCAAAGACAGGACAAUGUGCAUGUAAACCAAAUAUUGGAGGAAGACGAUGCGACGAAUGCCUAGAUGGCUACCGCAAAAUACAGGACAAACAUUCCUUUGUUUGUCUGCUGUGUAAUUGUGAUAAGGCAGGCACAGUAAAUGGCUCUCUGCUUUGUGACAAGUCAACAGGACAGUGUCCUUGCAAAGCUGGUGUAACUGGCCUUCAGUGCAGUCAGUGCAAGCCUCAUACGUACGACCUCAGCCUGAACAACCUCCUCGGCUGCCAGCGCUGUGACUGCGAUGCUGGGGGCACGUUGGCAGGAACAGUUUGUGACCACGUUUCUGGACAGUGUGUCUGUCUCCCUCAGCGUCAGGGGAGAAGGUGUAACGAGUGUAAACCAGGUUUUUAUUUUUCUCCAUCCAGUGUCACUGGCUGUCUGCCAUGCCUGUGCCACGUAGCCGGUUCAGUGAAUCAGGUCUGCGACAAACUAACUGGCCAAUGUAUUUGCCAAGAUGCCUCUGUAACAGGACAGACGUGUGAACGUUGCAAAGAACUUUAUUUUGGGUUUGACUCUGUCACAGGGAGGUGA
This is a messenger RNA of Eurypyga helias (sunbittern), 3000 nucleotides long. Its product is annotated as usherin-like. NCBI's taxonomy places the organism in Eukaryota, Metazoa, Chordata, Aves, Eurypygiformes, Eurypygidae. The transcript is spliced from 13 exons. The coding region runs from base 1 to 3000 and encodes 999 amino acids. The record is from RefSeq and is a predicted model, not a curated record.